AUGUCUAUUCAAGUUUCCUUAGACGACACAGAAUUUUCUCUGGUUUUGGAUGCCCUGCAACUCAUGCAAAGUGAGCUAGCUGUGGCUCUUACUAAUCGAUUACUCACCCAUAACCCACCUUCGCCACAUUCAACCAAAGAUGAUCCAGUGGGAGACAGGCAAUACGCAGGUGGAUGUGCUCUUUCGGGUGGCAAGGGAUCUCACCGGAUGCAACCUUACCGUCAUUGCCCUAGGAACUCCAGGAAUUUGGCUAUGGGAGGAAGGUGGACCAUUGGAGAAAACACAGCCCGUUCUUCCAAUGUCUCGGCAGAAGCCUUCAUUGGGGUAAUUGCGGCCAUGGACACUGGUCUUCAGUCGGAUCUGGCCCAGUGGAUGGAGAGUAUUCGCUCUGUGGCAUCUGAGAUUCAGUUGUCAGGUGAUACUGUGACGUCUUUGACUUACCGGUGUAAGGUUUGGGGCGGAAAGGGUGUUGGGUGGAGUUUGAUUUCCAUGGUGAACUACAUGCAGCUAGCAAUGAAAUGCCAGAGUAUGAUAGAUUCAUCCACUACCUACAGCAAUUUAUAUGAAACCCUACCGGUGGACAGACCUACCAUUCGCACCUUUCUGUUCUGGAUUGCCACGGGUUUCAAGUUCAUGCACUUGGCAGCAGGGGGGAUGCAAGCCAACAUGCCCUGGGAAAUUGCCAAGAUGUUGAGAAGGCCAAAUGCCUGCGGUAAGUCCCGCCCAUAUCAGCAGUUCAUUCCUGUACCUGAAAAACCGGAACAGAAAGCGAUUUACGACGACUCUACCUCUAUCAAGACGCUCCCAAAGUUGAUUUCCAUAGAGACAGCCUUUGACCGUGAGGCUCCUGAGAACCGACGCAAUCCGAUUGUUGAGGAGAGUGCAGUAACAAUCACUGACACAGAAGAUUUAAAGGCGAAGCUAUCCAUGUUCUACCCCUCCGGAAUUAAACAACCGGACACCUACAUCAAGAUUCCAAUGUCUAUCCUUCUAGGAGCAUUGGAAAUUCGCAACUUGGAUGGGAGCCUCAUGGUGUUCAUCUGCAAUUUCAUGCCUCCUUCAAUGCAAGAUACCCUUUUCCCAUUACUGAAAUCUGCUUUUGAUUGCCUAGAUGUGUUCAAGAAUCGCACCGUGUUGUCCAUCUCUCAAGAGACCCAGGAUCCUGAGGCCAUAUCACAAUCUGAAGCAAAUGAACUGUUUCGCUGCAUUCACUUUAGCCAUUGGAAUAGAUACGGUCUUUCGGGCAACACGGCACCUGCUGACACGCACCCUCAUGAUUUGGUGGCUACAUCAGGCAGAACUAACCUCACACAAACGCUGCCUUACAUGUCACGCGAAACUUUUGAAUACGAGCAACUGUAUCUCAACAUCCAGAAUAACCUAAGGGAGGUUUUUGAGUGGAUAGAGCAGACAGUAGCUCAUUAUCUUCCAGAUGACUAUACUGUUCUUGCUGAGCUCAUUGAUAUUCUUCCCAAUGCUGGUGGAUCACCGGUAAAACCUUUCUUGUCUCUGGUGGUGAACAUCAACGUCUGCACAAUAGGUCAUUGGGACGGAAAGGACUUUCGACUGUGUUUAGUACUGCCCAUCGGUAACUUUGUAGGGGGUGGACUGGUGAUGAGGGAGCAGGGAGUUGUUGUUGAGAUGCGUAAUGGAGAUUUUGCUUGCUUUAGGUCCGAUGAAACAACACAUUUCAACUUGGACUACCUAGGUGAAAGAGCCUCCUUGGUACUUCAUUCAGAUGGGGAGUUUCAGAAGUGGAGGGAUAAACGUAAUGGUUGGAAGGAUCAUGGGUGCUUCAAUUCCACUUAG
Messenger RNA from Suillus paluster, 1809 nucleotides. RefSeq lists its product as uncharacterized. NCBI's taxonomy places the organism in Eukaryota, Fungi, Basidiomycota, Agaricomycetes, Boletales, Suillaceae. The record is from RefSeq and is a predicted model, not a curated record. The transcript is spliced from 7 exons. Bases 1 to 1809 code for a protein of 602 amino acids.